Molecule: messenger RNA, 4915 nt
Organism: Lepus europaeus (European hare)
Lineage: Eukaryota; Metazoa; Chordata; Mammalia; Lagomorpha; Leporidae
Gene: TSHZ3
Product: teashirt zinc finger homeobox 3
Exons: 2
Coding region: 21-3296 (1091 amino acids)
Biological process (GO): regulation of transcription by RNA polymerase II
Cellular component (GO): nucleus
Molecular function (GO): DNA-binding transcription factor activity, RNA polymerase II-specific; DNA binding
Source: RefSeq, a predicted model, not a curated record
GCAGUCGCCGGAGCAGCAUCAUGCCGAGGAGGAAGCAGCAGGCGCCCCGGCGCGCAGCAGCCUAUGUUUCAGAUGAACUCAAGGCAGCUGCCCUGGUGGACGAAGACCUAGAAGCGGACGAGCACCCAGCAGAUGGCGAGCCGGCGGCCAAAUACCCGUGCCCGGAAAAGGAGCUCAGCAAGACCUGCCCCAGCUACCAGGACUCCCCGGCCGCCGAGUUCUCCAGCCACGACCUGGACAGCGAGUCGCACAUCAGCGAGACCAGCGACCGAAUGGCCGACUUCGAGAGCGGCUCGGUCAAGAACGAAGAGGAGACCAAGGAGGUCCCGGCGCCCCUGGAGGACACGACUGUGUCCGACAGCCUGGAGCAGAUGAAGGCCGUGUACAACAACUUCCUCUCCAACUCCUACUGGUCCAACCUCAACCUCAGCCUGCACCAGCCCUCCUCGGAGAAGAACAACGGGAGCAGCAGCAGCAGCAGCAGCAGUAGCAGCAGCUGCGGCAGCGGCAGCUUCGACUGGCACCAGAGCGCCAUGGCCAAGACCCUGCAGCAGGUGUCGCAGAGCCGCAUGCUGCCCGAGCCCAGCCUCUUUAGCACCGUGCAGCUGUACCGGCAGAGCAGCAAGCUCUACGGCUCCAUCUUCACCGGGGCCAGCAAGUUCCGCUGCAAGGACUGUAGCGCCGCCUACGACACGCUGGUGGAGCUCACGGUGCACAUGAACGAGACGGGCCACUACCGCGACGACAACCACGAGACCGACAACAACAACCCCAAGCGCUGGUCCAAGCCUCGCAAGCGCUCCUUGCUGGAGAUGGAAGGCAAGGAAGACGCCCAGAAGGUGUUGAAGUGCAUGUACUGUGGCCACUCCUUCGAGUCCCUGCAGGACCUGAGCGUUCACAUGAUCAAAACGAAACACUACCAAAAAGUGCCUCUGAAGGAACCCGUCACGCCCGUCGCCACCAAAAUCAUCCCCGCUGCCGCCGCCGCCGCCACCCGCAAGAAGGCUCCGCUGGAACUCGAGGUCCCCAGCUCGCCGGACUCCACGGGCGGGACCCCCAAAGCCACCCUGGCGGACGCCAACGACGCACUGCAGAAAAACUCCAACCCCUACAUCACGCCAAAUAACCGCUACGGCCACCAGAACGGAGCCAGCUACGCGUGGCACUUCGAGGCGCGCAAGUCGCAGAUCCUCAAGUGCAUGGAGUGCGGGAGCUCGCACGACACGCUGCAGGAGCUCACAGCCCACAUGAUGGUCACGGGCCACUUCAUCAAGGUCACCAACUCGGCCAUGAAGAAGGGCAAGCCCAUCAUGGAGUCGCCUGCCACGCCUGCCGUCGCCACGCUGCUGGACGAGAAGGUGCAGUCGGUGCCCCUGGCGGCCACCACGUUCACGUCCCCCUCUGGUACCCCUGCCAGCGUCUCCCCGAAGCUGACUGUGGUGGAGGUGAAGAAGGAGGUGGACAAGGAGAAGGCGGUCACCGAGGAGAAGCCCAAGGAGAAGGAGAAGCCGAGUGAGGACGAGGAGAAGUACGACAUCUCUUCCAAGUACCACUACUUGACCGAGAACGACUUGGAAGAGAGUCCCAAGGGGGGGCUGGACAUCCUGAAGUCCCUGGAGAAUACCGUGACGUCCGCCAUCAACAAGGCCCAGAAUGGCACCCCGAGCUGGGGCGGCUACCCCAGCAUCCACGCCGCCUACCAGCUCCCCAACAUGAUGAAGCUGUCCCUGGGCUCGGCGGGCAAGAGCGCGCCCCUGAAGCCCAUGUUCGGCAACAGCGAGCUCGUGUCCCCCACCAAGAGCCAGACCCUGGUCUCCCCGCCCAGCAGCCAGACCUCCCCCAUGCCCAAGACCAACUUUCACGCCAUGGAGGAGCUGGUGAAGAAGGUCAGCGAGAAGGUCGCCAAGGUGGAGGAGAAGAUGAAGGAGCCCGAGGGGAAGCUGUCGCCGCCCAAGCGGGCCACGCCUUCACCGUGCAGCAGUGAGCUCAGCGAGCCCAUCAAGGUGGAGGCGACCGGCGAGGGCGGCUUCAAGAGCCAGGAGGGCAGCCCCAGCCCCCCACGGGACGGGGCCAAGGAGGGCAGCCCCGCGGCGGCAGCGGCGGAGCCCGUGGAGAACGGCAAGGCGCUGGGGCAGCCCCUGGCCGGCGGCCUGAGCGCCAGCACCGCCAUCAUCACGGACCACCCGCCUGAGCAGCCCUUCGUGAACCCGCUGAGCGCCCUGCAGUCCGUGAUGAACAUUCACCUGGGCAAGGCCGCCAAGCCCUCCCUGCCCGCCCUGGACCCCAUGAGCAUGCUCUUUAAGAUGAGCAACAGCCUGGCCGAGAAGGCGGCUGUGGCCACGCCGCCGCCCCUGCAGGCCAAGAAGGCUGACCCCCUGGACCGCUACUUCUACCACGUGAGCAACGACCAGCCCAUAGACUUGACCAAGGGCAAGGGCGACAAGGGCUGCCCGCUGGGGUCCGUGCUCCUGUCCCCCACGUCCACAGCCCCGGCCACUGCCUCCUCCACGGCGACCGCGGCGGCCAAGACGUCCGCGGUCGUGUCUUUCAUGUCCAGCUCGCCACUGCGCGAGAACGCCCUGUCCGACAUCUCCGACAUGCUCAAGAACCUGACCGAGAGCCACACGUCCAAGUCCUCCACCCCGUCCAGCCUCUCCGAGAAGUCCGACACCGACGGGACGGCCCUGGAGGAGGCCGAGGAGGCCACGCCGGCACAGAAGAGGAAGGGCCGCCAGUCCAACUGGAACCCGCAGCACCUGCUCAUCCUCCAGGCCCAGUUCGCCGCCAGCCUGCGGCAGACGUCGGAGGGCAAGUACAUCAUGUCCGACCUGAGCCCGCAGGAGCGGAUGCACAUCUCCCGGUUCACCGGGCUCUCCAUGACCACCAUCAGCCACUGGCUGGCCAACGUGAAGUACCAGCUCCGAAGGACAGGUGGAACAAAGUUCCUCAAAAACUUGGACACCGGCCACCCCGUGUUCUUUUGUAACGACUGCGCCUCCCAAAUCAGGACUCCCUCCACGUACAUCAGCCACCUGGAGUCGCACCUGGGCUUCCGGCUCCGGGACUUGUCCAAACUCUCCACGGAACAGAUUAGCAAUCAGUUAGCACAAACCAAGUCGCCGUCAGAAAAACUGGUGACGUCCUCCCCGGAGGAGGACCUGGGGACCUCGUAUCAGUGCAAGCUCUGUAAUCGGACCUUUGCCAGCAAGCACGCCGUGAAACUCCACCUUAGCAAAACGCACGGGAAGUCGCCCGAGGACCACCUCCUGUACGUGUCUGAGCUGGAGAAGCAGUAGCGUUUGCUCUGAGGGAAACCUGUCGAAGGCACCUUAAGGCCCCCCUCUGUCUUGCUCUCGGCUCGGGGGCUGGUCUCCGCUGCGGGGGAACCAGCGCUCUGGGCUGGGCUGGUUUUUGUAGAACUGUUACGUACGGUGUUUCCGUAGAGGUGCAGUAGCGGCAGCUGCUGUUCCUGGUUCCCAUAUGAAGGUUAAGACGCAGUGGUAAGUGUUUGGAACUUUGUGUAAAUGGGAUUUAGUUGUGAGUAUCCCUCCCCGAUGCUUCAAGCUGCAUGCAUUAACAGACAGUGGAAUUAAGCAUUUAUAAGGAAAUCGGGCACACUUUUCGCCACGAGACCCGAGUGUGCUGGCGUUUCGCACCCUUUCAUCUUCAGCCCUUCCGAGUACUUUGAAGCACUUUUGCAUUAAUUUGGUUAAAAAAUAAAAUGAAAGAAUACUAAUGUAUGAAGCUCUGUUUUUUAAAACUCCUUACCAGCUUAGUUGUAAUAAUAUGAACCUCCGUUUAUGCAGGUCUGCAGGGGUAUAACACGCCUUGAAAUUUAAAAGAAUAUUAUUUUCACAUUGAAACAUAGAUGUAUAUAUUGUAUAGAUUUCCGACUCUCUUAUGGAAAAUGUGAUUGUGGUUAAAUGACCUUUUUUUCUUGCAUUUAUAGCAACAGUGUUUUAUGUACCCUGCUAUGCUCUGGGCAUAAGCUGUGCCUCUGUAUAGUGUAUAUGCCUUUUUCCUUUUUUUUUUUUUUUUAAGGUCUAUGGGUUUUGUUUUGUUCCGUUUUUUUUUUUUACAUGCAAACAUUGUAAAUUAUACAGAAGAUACCACAGAUAGCAUUUAUAAAGUAUACAGAAACAUUAUCUGAAAGCAAAGUAUGAUUGUUUGUUUUGCUAUACAGUACAUUUAUAUUGAUAGAAGUUCAUGUUUAAAUUAUACAUAUUUAUUAGCAUCAGAUGAUCAUCUGUCCCGAGCAGUCUGAACAGGCGACGCCGGCAAGUACAUCGCUGGCAGGCAUCCUAACUGUUUUGCACACGAUUUUUAAAGGUAUUUAUUAGAAAUCAAAGAACACUCAAAACAAACUCAGCGCUCAAAGGGUUAAGUCUAUUUGAAAAGAAAAAAAAGGAACAAAAAAAAAAAAAACACAAACACAAAAAGAACUUGUACUGUAUUUCCUAAACAUUGAUGAAGCCUUUAAAAUGUUUGUACUGUACUACUUGGCUUAAAACUCACAAGGCGUCCUCUGCUACAGCCUCUCUCACUUAUUUAUAAGCCUUCUCGGUUGCCGUUCCGUCCUGAAGGAUGCCUUUUUAUUUCAAUCGGUAACUUUCUGUUUUGUUCUUCCUAAUUAUUCUCCCAAGAUCCCACGCUGCAGCUUUAUCUUUAGGCUUAUGAAAGGUAACCCGUGGUUACCGGCUCUCCAAGUGAUUCUGUUCCUCUCCAUUUCUGGCAGUUAAUUUGCAGAAGUAACUGACAGCUGACACCAUCCCAGAACCUAUGUAUAAAAUAUUGGCAUGUGAACAGCACAGGCAUCGUAACACACUCUGUGCCCUGUUUUGUUGUUGACAAUGACUCUUCAUAUAACCCUUUUUUCUACGGCAGCAUUAAAAUUGUCUUUUUGCUAUAAUUUUGU